AUGUCACCCAGGCUAUCGCCCGCGUCGACGUCCACGCAGUCACCUCCGACUUCCGACGCAUCCCCGCCCCCUGACCAUGACGCCGACAUGAUCUCCGUCGAGGACUUCGACCGCAUAGUGAAGGACGCCAUAGCUGCCUUGGCGGUUUGGCAGAGAUCGGACUUCAAGGAACACUUGCGCAUAAUCACAGAACACGACCCGCAACUGGAGACCAUCCACACUUUGGACGCUGCCAAUAUCGUUCUUUCCAAGAAUCCCGAGCUGUGUGAGGCGCUGGGGAAGGCUCAGCAAAGUGGGAAGUACGCGGAGGUCAGAAAAACUCUUUUGAGUCUUCAACCUCGUAUCUCAUUUAAGGAGCUCGAUGAGACCAACGCAAGUAAGACGGCGACGGCCUUGUCUUGGGAUCACCCCUUCCAGGGAUCUGCGCACAAAGCGCUGUGGCGACACAUCUCGAAGUACGCGACAAUGAACAAGAGCUACUAUUCGCCAUGUUGCUCCAUCGUGCAAUCGUCCGGGACGGGCAAGUCCAGGUGUAUCGACGAACUCAGCAAGGAACAGCUAGUAGUUCCCAUGAAUCUCAGACAUCCAGAGGCUGGCGGCUUUCCUGCGCCGGAUGAGCAACUAUACGACUACUUCACCACAGAGCACCUGACUGCUAAUGACUCCGUCAUCCACAUCAACGCUUUCCUCUGCGCCCUCUUUACGGAACUUCAAGCUGAGAUCGAGAGCGAAUAUCAGAGUGACCGGGACUCUGGCGGACUCGCCCUCUGGCUUCAUGAGCUGAUGACCGAAGGCCAAACUUUCUCUUCGCAAGGUCCUCGACGGGUGGCGUUCUAUAAUAAGGUCGUGGAACAAGCGGAGCACCUUAAGAAGCACUGGCCUAGUGCAAAUUCUCCGCGUUUGUCGCAACCUCCAAAGAGUCCGUCAAGAGUGAAUACUGGACCUCCAGCGAACGAAAACCAUGCGUCUAAGAAGGCAACUGAGGCCGCGUUGAAUCUCUUCGAGGCCUGCAAAAAAGCCGAGCCUGCCACGAAGCGAUCCGAACGCCCGUCAAUCGUUCUUGCCUUCGAUGAAGCAAAUACUCUAACCCGGACCAGAGCCGACACGGACGAAACGACGAGUGCCUCAUCACCUUUCGCGUUCCUUCGACGUGCCCUGCGCGAGAUAGGCGCCGGCGUCUUCACGGUUUUCCUCUCGACUACGGGAAAGAUUACUCAAUUCAAUCCGCCACGAGAGUUGGAUCCCUCUAACCGUGUGUCUUCGGGCGCUCUUGCGACAGCCCCUCCUUUCACUGCCUUAGGGUGGGACCAGCUUGCACGGCAGAUCCAAGGACCAUCGGAGGGAGGCAUAGACUUCGAGAACAUAGGGUUUGAUUAUCAAGUCUAUCUCGGACGCCCUAUGUUCGGCACACGCUAUCAUGCGGCCAUUAAAGACAAAGCCUGGAGCGAGGACCCUCAGGAAGCGUUGUUGCGAUUCGCAGCUGAGAAGCUACUCUGCGCUUCCUAUCCCCUAGCAUCUAUAAACGGCCCCUCCCCCGACCAAGAAGUGGCGUGCUUGGCGCAGCGACUGCCGAUCGAAUUCAUGUCUACAACGCACGCAGCGCCAACCCAGCGCAAGCAAGUCGAGAACCAUAUGCGUGUUUGUAUCGCCGUCGGUGAACUACGCCUGGUGACCAUGAGCUCGUCUGAGCCAAUCUUGUCAGAUGCGGCUGCCACAGUCAUGUCUGACUAUGAAGGCAAGAAGUUCGUGCCGCGAGCCUUGUCACGCUUGCUAUCCGGGUGUUCCAUUCAUACUGGCGACCGUGGCGAAUGGGCUGGGGUGCUCUUGGCGAUUCUCGCUCGAGACGAAGUCGUCCAACAAGAUCGGCCUUAUGCUCCGCAAUACCCUGGCUUUUUUACUGUAUUAUCCUUUCUUGAGAAACUCUUCGUGGUCCGCAACCCAUCUACCUCGGAAUCGCGCGGCAACAACACCAAGGUCAUCUUGGAUGACAUCCUUGCAGCGAAACCGUCUGUUUAUCGCGACGAUUCCGCCAAGGAUACGUCGCUCGCGACAGCCUUCGAUGGAGUUUACCUGCACUUUAACCACUUCAUCAAGCGAGGCACCCACAAUCUCACCCGAGACCAGCUCAUCCGUUUCUUUGUCCGCAACGCCGCCUUCAUGACUGCCAACUCCCAGGCUGGCAUCGACUUCGGCCUCGUGACAUGCAAAGGCUCUCAGAUCCUACCAACAUCGACGUCGUUGUUCAUGGUACAGGUCAAGAACGAUAGCAAGUUCUCAUCCAAGAUUGACCAGUCGCUCUUCAACUCCAUGGAUCCUGUCGGUUUCGGAAUCUCUACAGACGACCUUCACGUCCCUCUUAUCCGCGUUGUCAUGGCGCUUGCGGGCAAAAAGCCUGCCGUGACCUACGUCAAGACGCAGAAGAAGGGGAGCUUCACAUCGUACGAUAUCUGGGUUUCCGGUUUAUCCAAAGCCGUAUACCCUCUCGUCACGGAGGACAACUCCGCCGUCUGGCAGGAUAUUGUUCAGGCGUCAAAUAGCUUUCAACAGGGCAUGAAGGACAGUGACGAGCACGUCAAGGAGCUGAAGAUGUCCAUGAUGCCGAUGUCAGGGGACCCGCCUGUCUUUUGGAGCUGGUUUAAACGGGGGACCAGCCAGGAUGCGGACGAGGAUGUGGACACCGACCUCAGCACUCCGACAAAUCGGUCCAGCGCUCUCCCCGAAAUGCAUGCGGGGCCGUCCACUGAGGCCCGGCGUACCUCGAAGCGACGCAAUGAGUCCGAAGACCGCACGCGCAGGAACCGACCUCGCUACGGGGACGCCGCAUAG
Molecule: messenger RNA, 2826 nt
Organism: Peniophora sp. CBMAI 1063
Lineage: Eukaryota; Fungi; Basidiomycota; Agaricomycetes; Russulales; Peniophoraceae
Source: the annotation of a GenBank genome assembly